Neohortaea acidophila is the source of this 1698-nucleotide messenger RNA. RefSeq names its product prolyl-tRNA synthetase-like protein. Gene Ontology annotation, molecular function: proline-tRNA ligase activity; ATP binding. NCBI's taxonomy places the organism in Eukaryota, Fungi, Ascomycota, Dothideomycetes, Mycosphaerellales, Teratosphaeriaceae. Gene Ontology annotation, cellular component: aminoacyl-tRNA synthetase multienzyme complex; cytoplasm. The transcript has 2 exons. Gene Ontology annotation, biological process: prolyl-tRNA aminoacylation. Bases 1 to 1698 code for a protein of 565 amino acids. The record is from RefSeq and is a predicted model, not a curated record.
AUGGAAUCCGCCGCCCCGACCGAGAAACCGCAAAAGCAAGACAAAGAGCGCAAAGACCAAAAAGCAGCGGCCAAAGCGCAAAAAGCAGCGGCCCACAACCAACAAUCCGCCGGCGGCGGCAAGAAGAAGGCAGACGACAUGGCGCUCAUAGGCAUCACGGUGGCCAAGGCCGACGACCUGUCGGAAUGGUACCAGCAAGUCAUCCUCAAGGGCAAGAUGCUCGCCUUCACCGACAUCCCCGGCUGCUACAUCUACCAGCCGGCGUCGUAUCGCAUCUGGGAGUUCAUCCAGGACUUCUUCAAUGCGCGCAUCCGCAAGAUGAAGGUCAAGAAUUGCUACUUUCCGCUGUUCAUUAGUGAGGCCAAUUUGCAGCGGGAGAAGGAGCAUAUUGAGGGCUUUGCGGCGGAGGUGGCGUGGGUGACGGAGGGGGGGAAGAAUAAGUUGGAGAAGAGGCUGGCCGUGCGUCCGACUUCCGAAACCGCCAUGUACUCCUUCUACAGCCAGGAAAUCCGCAGUCACCGCGACCUCCCGCUGAAAAUGAACCAAUGGAACAACGUCGUUCGCUGGGAGUUCAAACAUCCCAUGCCCUUCCUCCGUUCGCGAGAAUUCCUCUGGCAAGAAGGCCAUACCGCCCAUCUUACCCAAGAAGAAGCGGGCAAAGAAGUCCUCGAGAUCCUCGACCACUACGCCUCCAUCUACGAAGACCUGCUCGCCGUUCCCGUCGUCAAAGGCACCAAGACGAAAAACGAGCAAUUCCCCGGCGCAGACUACACCACCACCAUCGAAGGCUUCAUCCCGGCAGUGGGCCGCGGCAUCCAAGCCGCCACCUCGCACUGCCUCGGCCAGCACUUUGCCAAAAUGUUCGACAUCCGCGUCGAAGACCCCAACCAAAAAGUCAAGGAGGGCGAAGCGCGCGACAAAAUCUACGUCUGGCAGAACAGCUGGGGUUUCACGACGCGCAGCAUCGGCAUCAUGGUCCUCAUCCACGGCGACGACAAGGGCCUCGUGAUCCCCCCGCGCGUCGCCGAAAUCCAAGUCAUCAUUGUCCCCGUCGGCGUGACGGCAAAAAUGAAAGACGCCGACAAAGAAGCGCUCUACGACCAAGUCGAGUCCGUCCGCCGCACGCUCGAAGACGCCGACGUGCGCGUCGAAGUCGACUACCGCGAAACGUACAACACCGGCUACAAGUUCAACGACUGGGAGAUGAAAGGCGUGCCGUUGCGGCUCGAAUUCGGCCCCAAAGACGCAGCCAAGGGCGUCGUCACCUCCUCCCGCCGCGACAUCCCGGAUCCCGCAGCGAGCAAAGCCGAGCUCCCCAUCUCCUCCAUCGCCACCGCCGUCCCCGCCCUCCUCGAGCAAAUCCAAAACGACAUGUUCGCGCGCGCGUCCGCCGAGUACGCGGCUCACCGCAUCAUCGUGCGCGAAUGGAAGGACUUUGUCCCCGCGCUCAACGACAAGAACGUCAUUCUCGUGCCGCAUUGCACCGAGGGGGAGUGCGAGGAUGAGAUCAAGAAGGAUUCCGCGGGCGUGCAGGCUGAGGGGCAGGAGGUGGAUGUGCGUGCGCCGUCCAUGGGGGCGAAGAGUUUGUGUAUCCCUGCUGAGCAGCCGGAGGGGGGCAUUAAGGAGGGCAUGAAGUGUGUGAAUCCCAAGUGUGGGAAGGAGGCGAAGAUGUGGGUGAUGUUUGGGCGGAGCUAUUAG